AUGGGGCAGGCAGGUUACCUGUUCUUGCUUCUGGUUGUCGCCAUGGCGAAAUACGAAGCGAUUACGGCGGCGGCUGUCGUCGCCGGUGAAGAUGCGAGUCCCAGUUUUCUAAACCCGUGCAAGCAGGUAGGCGGUUGCGGCCCCAGGGGAUCGACCGCCGGCCGUUUGGAGGAGGCUAAUCCGUACCAACGCGGCUGCAGCGCAUUGACCAGGUGCCGCCGUGACAUUCCGCAACCAGUAAAGACGAAAGGCCUCGUUGUGAAUUCAAAGGAAUUUGUGCCAUUCUCGUUACCGGAACACCGCUUGGGCACCGUGAACCAUCUUUUUCCGCCGCGACGCACCGCUCGUCUCCGCCGUAAUCCAUUGCAAAGCCGAAACCAAGCUCCUCCACCAAUGAGCCUGACCUUACGCCGACCACUCACCUACGCUCUCAAAAACUCCCGCCUUUCUCACCGCUUUCUGUCCUCCGCCGUGACCAACCACCAAAACCCUAAUCCCCCACCUCCGCCGCCCCAAAACACUAGCCCCAGAACCCGAACACGAACCCCUCUGGAGAAGCAGUUCGAGACAUGGCUGGAGCGUCUGAAACCCGGCUUCACCUCAUCCGACGUCGACGAGGCUCUGAGGUCCCAAUCGGAUCCCGAUCUCGCCCUCGACAUCUUCCGGUGGACCGCCCAGCAGCGCGGCUAUAAGCACGACCACGUCACCUACCUCACUGCCAUCCAGAUUGCCGUCUCCGGCAAGCGCUUCGGCCACGCGGAGACUCUCAUCGAGGAGGUCAUCGCCGGCGCCUGCCCCCCCAGCGUCCCGCUCUACAACUCCAUGAUUCGCUUUUGCUGUGGCCGUAAGCUCCUCUUCAAUCGCGCCUUCGAUAUUUACAAGAAAAUGCUGAAAUCUGAUGACACCAAGCCCUCUUUAGAAACCUACACGUUGUUGUUGAAUGCCCUUCUUAGGAGAUUCAACAAGCUGAAUGUGUGUUAUGUGUAUUUGCACGCUGUUAGGUCUCUGACCAAGCAAAUGAAGGCUUCUGGUGUGAUACCGGAUACGUUUGUGUUGAAUAUGAUUGUAAGGGCUUAUUCUAAGUGUCUUGAAGUUGAUGAGGCUGUCCGGGUUUUUCGCGAAAUGGGAUUGUAUGGAUGUGAGCCGAAUGCGUAUACCUAUAGCUAUAUAGUCCGAGGCUUGUGUGAGAAGGGCAGGGUGAACCAGGGAUUAGGGUUUUAUAAGGAGAUGAAAGGGAAAGACUUGGUGCCAAAGGGUAGUGCAUAUAUGAUCUUGAUUUGUAGCCUUGCAAUGGAACAGAGGUUUGAAGAUGCUACUGGAAUUGUGUUUGACAUGUUGGGCAAUCAUAUGGCACCUGAUUUGUUGACUUACAAAACUCUCUUGGAAGAGUUGUGCAGAGAAGGGAGAGGCAAUGAUGCUUUAGAACUGCUUGAGGAACUGAAGAAGAAGGAUACAAUGAUGAAUGAGAGAACUUACAAGAUGUUGUUGAAUGGACUGCAUUCGCUAAACCAGGAAUAGGCACUGGACAUUAUUCCUUAUUCUUGUCCUCAAAGGUUUGAUGUCUCUCAUGUUGAUUCAAGUAGCCCCCUCUUAGUUCAACUUGGACUCUUGGAGAGAAAACAAGGAUAUUUACAAUGUUAAGUGAGUCCAGGAGAUUUGGAGAGCCGAUAUGUUCUUUUGUACAGAUUGUUCUAUUUUGCAAUGAUAAAUCAUUAUGGGAAGGUCUCUAGCCAUCGAAGUCUUUAUGCUAGACUAGAACUGCUCGAAGAACCAAGAGAGGAGGUAUUCUGUGAUGGAUGAACUAAUGGGCUAUAUUUGUUAAGUUGGGAGUUGGCAUCAUACCUAUUUUCUCAUUCCUGUAAUUUGGUUCGAUAUCUCUCAUUCAUUCAAGUACCUCUUUUCAAGUUAAACUCAAAGCAUGUGAACGGUGUUAAGUCCUGUCUGGGAAAAAUGGCAUUUUUCUUUUGUACCAACUUAUUUAUCCUGCAACAAUCAAUUGUAAGAGGUAGUUUAUGGCUGUCUGAAUCUGUCUGCGGGGAACUUAAGCUACAGUUCAAUUGGCACGCGAUUUUCACUAGUACCGUUAAGAAGAUGUGUAUGCCACUCGUUUAUAUUUCGCAGUCGACAAGAAUCUGCAAUUUUGGGCUGGAUCGACAAGUAGGCCAGCAUGAUUCUCUCUGUUAUAGAUUUCAUCAACAAUGUAAGUGUGGCAGACUGUAGAGGCGAUGAUGCUUGUUUUGCACUCGGGAUUUUUUUCCCUGUCUUUCCAUGACGAUACAGAUAAAUCGGCAUCAUAGCUUGCCACAGCUGUAGUGUUGAUCAUACAGAACCUGGAGUUUGAUUAGAUUGUAUCUCUGUUGAUUCUAUGGCAGUUUCUGUUAUUGUCCGUUGCUGGUUUUUUGAAAUCAAUGGGCAAGAGGAACUAUGAAACUCUCUCUUUCGGAUCAGAACCAUGAGUGAGGAUGGUGAGAAGAGCCCAGCAUAGUUGCAUUGUUUCUGCAUUUACAGCAUAAAUUGGAGUUCGAAUGGUUGUCUUCAUUCUUUGCAUUUUCCAACGUUAGGCAGGCUAGUGCAACAGAGUUUAUAUGCAAUACAAGGGCAGAUUACACACAAAAAAAUCCCAACUUUUAACUUGUUUUCAAUUUUAUACUCUCAACUUUUUUUAUUUUUGCAAUUGAGAUAUCUAGCUUUCCUUU
Molecule: messenger RNA, 2696 nt
Organism: Diospyros lotus (date-plum)
Lineage: Eukaryota; Viridiplantae; Streptophyta; Magnoliopsida; Ericales; Ebenaceae
Product: pentatricopeptide repeat-containing protein At3g25210, mitochondrial
Exons: 2
Coding region: 1-1518 (505 amino acids)
Molecular function (GO): protein binding
Source: RefSeq, a predicted model, not a curated record